ACAUUGUUUAUUUACUUCCGUAAGCAUGUCUCGUCAACUUGUACUUUUCAACAUUAGCUUUUCUUUUUUAGUUACAGUUGUGGCUCUUCUGCCUUUAUUAGGUGCUCUUCUUUGUAUCAUUUUAUCGCUUUUAUUUAACUUUAGAGAAUCUACUUGGACGCAUUGUCGCGUAUCUAAUUACUUACCAUCCAUAAGCUCAGCAAUUGGAGGAUAUGCUCCACAAAAGUAUAUAUGGAGGAUAUGCAUAGCUCUUCAUGCUGCACCAAGACUACUAUUUGCUUUCUCAUAUUUUGGUUAUUACACAAGCUUCCAUGUUGGAAAGUACAGCACACUAUAUAAGCAUCUUGCAAGACUCUGUGUUUUCUUGCAUGUAGUGGAGAUUUCUGCUUUAGUUACUCUUACCUAUGUGUCCUCUACUGAUAAUUAUGCUGUGCACGAGAACAUGUUUAUUGCCUUCAUGGUGUGUUCCGAAAUUUACAUGUUAUUAUCAUGCAUUCUUUAUAAAUGGGGUCACAUAAGUAAUGGACGUGUCAUGACAAAAACAGAACUCAUGUCCUACCAGUACAAAAAAAGACUUUUUGUCUUCAAUGUUAUCAUGUUUUUGACAGCGGUUUACAUGUUUUUCCGCCAUGAGUGGUACUGCGAAACUGGAGUGUACUCCAUAUUUGCACUAUGCGAAUACCUAGUAGUAUUUUCCAAUAUAGCAUUCCACUACACUGCCAAGUACGACUUCACAGAUCAGCAGAUGUCAUUAGCUGGAGGGGAGAACGAGGAAAGUCAUAAAGAAAUGUAAGCCCCGCCUUCAACCCAAAGACUGUUUCGGCUACUAUCAUGCCAUUCAGUGUGACUGAUGAGUGUGUCAAGUGACCAGCACACUUGACCAGAUGCUUCUGUAACUGGUAAUGAACAGUGUGAAUUCACAUAUCAGCGCUGUGUUGCAUGUGUACCAGUAGUUUAGUUCUAUUGAGAUCAAAUGAAUGUAAAUAUCACUCAAUGAAUGUUUCAUUUACUUCACGAAGAACUGUUAUUAGAGAUACACAAUAUAUUUUGUCAUGUAUUACAGUAUUAAUGAUGUGUUAAAAUCAGUGUAAGGCUCAUCGACCUCAUAAAGAUCAACCUUGUAAUAGUUGUGAGAUGACGAAUGCUUAAUAAAGAGUGCCAAAAUGUG
Ostrea edulis (European flat oyster) is the source of this 1168-nucleotide messenger RNA. RefSeq names its product post-GPI attachment to proteins factor 2-like. The coding region runs from base 26 to 793 and encodes 255 amino acids. Gene Ontology annotation, cellular component: endoplasmic reticulum membrane; Golgi membrane. Lineage: Eukaryota; Metazoa; Mollusca; Bivalvia; Ostreida; Ostreidae. The record is from RefSeq and is a predicted model, not a curated record. The transcript is spliced from 6 exons. Gene Ontology annotation, biological process: GPI anchor biosynthetic process.